Messenger RNA from Corylus avellana, 2081 nucleotides. RefSeq names its product Peptide-N4-(N-acetyl-beta-glucosaminyl)asparagine amidase A protein. NCBI's taxonomy places the organism in Eukaryota, Viridiplantae, Streptophyta, Magnoliopsida, Fagales, Betulaceae. The record is from RefSeq and is a predicted model, not a curated record.
CAAACAGGUUCUUGUCAGUUGUCUCCCUCAAUUAUAGAGAAAAACCCAACAGACCAACCCAACUAACAUUCAUGGCUUCCUCUCGUUUUCCUCUACUUCUCUCCCUCUUUCUCCUCCUCCUCCUCCAGCCACUCUUCUCCACCGCAAGCCUCAGCCGGAACGCCCUCCUCAGACCAGAGCUCCUCUCCCGGAGCACACCCAUCAAUGCCACUCCACCAACUCUCUUUUUUGAAGUUACCAAACCCAUCCAACUCCCCAACACCAAGCCCUGCUCUUACCUCAUCCUCCAGCAUGACUUCGGCUACACUUAUGGGAAGCCCCCAGUUUUUGCAAACUACACACCCCCCUCGCACUGCGCAUCCAAAAAAUUCUCCAAGAUUGUAUUUGAAUGGAAUGCGACUUGUAAAGGCAGGCAAUUUGACCGCAUCUUUGGCGUUUGGCUUGGUGGGGUUGAGCUUCUUCGCAGCUGCACGGCGGAGCCGAGGGCUACCGGAAUUGUUUGGAGCGUUCAGAAGGACAUUACCAGGUAUUAUUCAUUGCUUAUGAAGAAUCAAACUCUUGCUGUGUUUCUUGGUAAUAUUAUUACCAGUAUUUAUACUGGGGUGUACCACGUGAAUAUCACCAUUCAUUUUUAUCCCGAGUUGAAUUCGGAUAAUUCAUUGUCUGAAUACCAAUCACCGGCUGAUUUGAUCUUACCCAUUUCGCGAAACCAGCCGUUGAAUGAUGGGUUGUGGUUUGAAAUUGAGAAUUCAACGGAUAUUGAGCUGAAGGAAUUCAAGAUUCCUCAAAAUUCUUAUAGGGCUUUGUUGGAGGUCUAUGUUUCAUAUCAUGAGAAUGAUGAGUUUUGGUAUUUGAAUCCUACGAAUGACUAUAUUGAGGCAAAUAAUCUUACUGGCACGCCCGGAAAUGGACCUUUUAGGGAGGUUGUGGUCAGUCUUGAUGGGGAAGUUGUUGGUGCAAUUUGGCCUUUUACUGUGAUCUAUACUGGAGGGGUCAAUCCCCUCUUAUGGAGACCCAUUACUGGCAUUGGAUCAUUCAAUCUACCUUCUUAUAAUAUUGAAAUCACGCCGUUUUUGGGAAAGAUACUUGAUGGAAAGGCCCAUAAGCUUGGAUUUAGUGUGACAAAUGCCUUGAAUGUUUGGUAUGUAGAUGCAAAUUUGCAUCUUUGGUUGGACGGAAAGAGCUCAAAAAUUGAAGGGGAGCUUUUGAAGCACAUUAGCUCACCUGAUGUUGUUUCGGUGGUAUCUGAUUUUAAGGGUUUAAAUGGAACAUUUUUGACUAGUGUAAGCAGGUCCAUAUCAUCAACUGGAUGGUUAAAGUCCUCCCUUGGGAAUAUCACGACCCAUUGGGUUCAAAACUUCAGUUACAGCAAUUCAAUGGUGAUGGGGAACGAUGGGAAUUUGCAGAUUGUGGAUCAAAUCAUCCAUUUCAAUGACAGUGCUCAAGCAAAGAUCCCAUCCUCUUCUGUUUACUCAACGAAAUCACACAAAAAAUACGCCGUUUAUUUAUACUACAACACCUUCGAUCAAGGAAAUGGAACUUCUUUUUCUCUUGAAAAUUUAACAUUGGGAUUUAAUGAGAAUAAUGCUGAGGCUGCUGGUUUCGGAUUAUCAAAGAGCUCUCUCAAAAAUGUGCAGAAUGCACAGGGCUAUAUGGCUGUUAAGGACAACCUGGUAACUAGUGGGUUGGGCAGUACACAACAAGUGUACAAAUAUGAUGGAGGCAAUUUCUGUUACUUUAGAAAUAUAAGCAGCUCAAACUAUACAAUUCUUUAUGAUGAAGUGAGAGACAAAUGCCAUAGAAGAGCACGGACACAUAUUGGUCCUGGGUUAAGCAGAUGGAGGCCUUUCCAUGCCCGAACGGCUUUUCUAGCAUCUGGUCAUAUUGCUUGAUUCUUCUACUGCUUCAUGAAAGGAUUUCUAUCAUACGAAAUCCAGAGAAUUCCUGCUAAUGGGCACUGAAAUAAAAAGUAAGUGUAUUGUAAUCUAUAAUCACUAUGAAGAAAGAUUUCUCUUGUGGAUAUUCUUGUAAAUUGUUAUUAAAUUAUUUGCAUUAGUAGUGAUUCUGCUUUUGUUUUUCAA